Messenger RNA from Ananas comosus (pineapple), 1437 nucleotides. RefSeq names its product GDSL esterase/lipase At5g03980-like. Bases 1 to 1227 code for a protein of 408 amino acids. The record is from RefSeq and is a predicted model, not a curated record. Gene Ontology annotation, molecular function: hydrolase activity, acting on ester bonds. The transcript is spliced from 5 exons. NCBI's taxonomy places the organism in Eukaryota, Viridiplantae, Streptophyta, Magnoliopsida, Poales, Bromeliaceae.
AUGGCUCUCCCUAAAUGCAUCUCUCUUCUCCUCUUCAUCGUCCUCCUCAUCUCCUCGCGAGCCGUCGCAGUUUCUUCUUCUUCUUCUUCUUCUUCUUCUUCGGGAGACAACGACUGCGGUAUAAAGGCGGUGUACAGCUUCGGAGACUCCAUCGCCGACACAGGGAACCUCCUUCGCGAGGGAGUCGACAACACUAGCUUCUCGUCGAUCGCGCGGCUCCCCUACGGCGAGACCACCUUCGGUUACCCCACCGGUCGCUGCUCCAAUGGCCUUCUCAUGAUCGAUUUCAUCGCUAAGGACCUGGGCCUUCCUUAUCUCAACCCCUACUUGGAAAAAGAUGCCAAUUUCACAUACGGAGUCAACUUCGCCGUUGCCGGAGCCACCGCGCUCGACGCCUCCUUCUUUGCAGAGAAAGGCAUGAUGAUACCCUUCACUAACAGUUCACUUCAUGUUCAGCUAGGAUGGUUCAAGAGCCAUCUUAAGACUAUAUGCUCUUCAGAAGAAGAUUGUGGGGAGAGGAUGAGGCAUGCACUCUUUAUGGUUGGUGAGAUUGGAGGUAACGAUUACAACUACGCAUUCUUCGGAAAGAAACCAAUUCAAGAGGUGGCCACCAUUGUCCCUUAUGUUGUUGGGAGCAUAAUUACUGCUGCAAAGGAACUUCUUGACAUGGGAGCAGUUCGACUCGUGAUCCCCGGAAACUUUCCUAUCGGAUGCAUCCCCGCGUACCUGACGCUCGUAAACUCCGUGAAUCCUUCGGCGUACGACGAAAACGACUGUUUGAUCGACUUAAACACCUUCGCCAUGUUGCACAACGUGAAGCUCCAAAAAGCCAUCGAAGUGCUCCGGUUGCUGUACCCGAAUGCCGUCAUUGCUUACGCCGACUACUUCCGCGCCUUCUUAUAUAUCCUGAACAACGCAGACAAACUAGAACAUACAUGUAAGUUUGAUCUUUUCAUGUUUAACGCAUUAAUCACUGAUUGUUUUGAAGGAUUCAACAAGAAGUUCUUGCACCAAGCGUGCUGCGGAGGCGGUGGGGGGUACAACUUCGACGCCGCUGCGAUGUGCGGGGCUCCUGGAACUUCGGUGGAUCGAAAUCCGUCGAGUUUCGUGAGCUGGGACGGAAUUCACCUGACACAAGAGGCGUACAGGAUUAUGGAGAAGCAAUUAUUCGGCGGCGGAUACACGUAUCCGAGUAUCGAGCUUACAAAAUUGGCAAAAUGUCAGUAAAAUCAGAGUAUAGCUCUCUAGGCUUCGAUUGUAGAUUAGCUCUGUAGAACUAUAUAUUAGGCCAGUUUUUAGAAAAAUUUUUCCUUUUUUUUUUAAAGUUUUUGCUGAUCUUCUUUAGCUAUUGAUAGUUGUUUAAUUUGGAUUGAUUUGAAGACAAUGUUAAAGUUUUAACAAGUGAAUAACAAAUUAAUUCGAUUCUGUCCAAGUUUG